AUGGCAGAUAAUCCCCAUCGACAAAAACAUCCAGCAUUUGAAAGAUUUAACAAAAUAAUGGUUUCAACGGAAAAAAACGAUCCGAUUAUUAACACAGUUAAUCUUUCUGGCUUCGAAAUGGAUGAUAGUACCACAAAUCGUUUUUGUGAAGCAAUGAACCGAAAUUACUUUAUAUCUAAAAUUAUACUAUGCAAAAAUAGUUUAUCUACUCAUUCUUGCAUGCAAAUUUUUGAUCUUUUGAAAUCAAAUCCAAAAAUUAUUUAUCUUGAAAUCUCAGAUAAUUGUGUUAACGAUUCUUCUCUAGAAUAUCUUUCUACAAUUCUCAUUUCUCUUCCUUCAAUUCGCGAUCCUAUAACGUUAAUUUUAAGAAAAAACGAAUUUACUCAGUAUGGAGCUAAAUCAAUUGCACGGUUUAUCAGCUUAAAUGCACCAGUAUCAUGGCUUGACUUACGUGGCAAUUCUCAAAUUACGGAUGAAGGAAUCCAAUUAAUUGCUCGCUCUCUAGAGACAAAUACAAUAUUAUCACUACUAGAUUUAAUAAAAUGUGGCUGCGGGAAGGACGGAGCAGCUGCUAUAUCAGAUUCUCUUACAAAAAAUCGAUCCUUAAAAACACUUCUUCUUCAAGAUAAAUUUGAGGAUCCAGCAAUUAGUUCGCUUGGUACGCUUCUAUCAAAUCCACUUUGCAGUUUAGAGCAAUUAUAUUUAUGGAAAUGCAAUCUUACCACUCCAUUACUUGAAAAGCUUUGCGACUCACUGAAAACAAAUCAUUCUUUAGUAACUUUAGCUCUCUCAUAUAAUGGUUUUGAAGAUGAAACUGUUUUUGCGCUAUCCAAAAUGAUUUAUUCCAACACAUCCAUUAAAAAAUUGCAUCUUGGCUCAAAUAACUUCAGUUGUGCAUCAGCAGGAUUCCUUUCAAUUGCUAUUUCACAAAAUAAAACUCUCGAAAAUUUAGAUUUAUCAAGAAAUUUUCUCAAUUCAAACGGAUUAUGGCCAAUUGCAGUUGCUUUAGAAUCCAAUUCUCAUAUACAGUAUCUUGAUAUCCGUGAUAAUAACAUUGAUGCUUCUGGAGCAGUUCUCAUUUCGGAUCUUUUUCUUCAUAAUAAAUCUAUUACCACGGUGAGGCUCUCCCGCAAUAUGUUUGGUGAUGCAGCAGUAGCAUUGCUUUCCGGAACAUUCAGAUCUAACAGCACCCUCAGAGAUGUCGAACUUGAUGAUGUGAUGAUGACUUCUAGAGGAUUUAUUGCUUUAUGCAGUGCUUUGUCACAAAAUAAAGCAAUAGAGAGAAUUUCUGUAUCGCAAAAUCGAUUAUGCGUGAAAGCGAUGAGAGCAUUUAAAGAUCUUUUAGCCAUCACAAAAACUUUGGCCUCAGUUUCACUUAGUCAUUGCAAUAUUGAUGAUAGCUGCUGUUUGCAAAUCGCAGAGGGACUUUCGCUGAAUUCUUCAUUAAGAUCCAUUGAUAUUUCGAAUAAUAUAUAUACUGUAGCUGGACUAAGCGUAAUUGCUGAUUCAAUUAUGAAUAAUUAUACACUUUGCAGAAUUGACUAUUUUGGGUGUAAUAUCGAGGGAGAUGAUUUUGCAAAAAGUGUCGGAGGAAGAAUUUCUGACUGCAUAGAAAGAAAUGAUUAUUAUAAUCAUAAUAUUACAAUGAAAGAAAUGGGGCUAUUGGCUACAUGCGAAGAACUAUGCUCUUAUUGA
Trichomonas vaginalis G3 is the source of this 1695-nucleotide messenger RNA. RefSeq lists its product as uncharacterized. Gene Ontology annotation, molecular function: protein binding. The record is from RefSeq and is a predicted model, not a curated record. NCBI's taxonomy places the organism in Eukaryota, Parabasalia, Trichomonadida, Trichomonadidae. Bases 1 to 1695 code for a protein of 564 amino acids. The transcript has a single exon.